Messenger RNA from Cavenderia fasciculata, 600 nucleotides. RefSeq lists its product as uncharacterized. Gene Ontology annotation, cellular component: peroxisome; cytoplasm; mitochondrion. The record is from RefSeq and is a predicted model, not a curated record. Gene Ontology annotation, biological process: cellular response to oxidative stress; hydrogen peroxide catabolic process; cell redox homeostasis. NCBI's taxonomy places the organism in Eukaryota, Evosea, Eumycetozoa, Acytosteliales, Cavenderiaceae. Bases 1 to 600 code for a protein of 199 amino acids. The transcript has 5 exons. Gene Ontology annotation, molecular function: thioredoxin peroxidase activity.
AUGUCAAUGUUAUUAAAAUCAGCUACUAGAUUGACACUUGAAAAGUCAGUGUCAUCAUUCAACAGAUCAUAUGCUGUAGGCACCAACGUUUUAGCUACACCACAUAGCUUUGUCGAUCAAUUCAACAAGAUUCAUUCAUCAAACCAAAUAUUCGAAGGAAAGAAGGUUGUUGUCGUUGGUAUCCCAGGUAACAACCCAAUAGAUACUUUCCAUCAUGUACCAUCAUUCACAAAGAACGCCGAUAAGAUUUUUGCCAAGGGUGUUGAUUAUAUUGUUUGUUUAUCUACAUAUGAUGUCCCAAUUUUAAGAGCAAACAGAAUUAGUUUGGAUCCAUUAAACAGAGUAAUGAUCAUUAUUUCAACAACAAGUUUAAUAUUAACAAUUCUCACUCAUCUUAGCGAUACAAAUGCUGCAUUUGCAAAGGAAUAUAAUUUGGCAGAAGAGAAAUACUUGCCAACCACCAAUUCAAAUGCUCCAGUUGAUAGAUUCAAGAGAUUCGCUUUGAUUGUCAAUAAUGGCAAGGUUGUUUAUGAAGGUCUUGAAAAGGAUCAAAAUGAAUGCUCUGCAACAAAUGCUGAAGCUGUAUUAAAGAAUCUCUAA